CGAGAGAGUCUCCGGAGAGAACAACGGGCUCAUUCUGCGUGCGGCAGCGAGGGGGAGAGGCAGAGCCGCGCGGGCAGUGGCCAGCCGGGAGAGGGGCGCCCCGCCAGUCUACUCGCCUGCCUGCCUCCCGCGGGAUUCCGGCCGGCUCGGCGGCACUCAUGGCGCGGUCUGCGGGGCAGAUGCUGCUGCCACUGCUCUGCCACCUGGGGCUGGUCUCCACCUUCAACCUGGACACGGAGAAUGUGGUGGCGUGGAGCGGCGAGUCUGGCAGCCUCUUCGGCUUCUCCCUGGCCAUGCAUCGGCAGCUGGAGCCGCAGGACCGGAGGCUAUUGCUGGUGGGAGCACCUCGACAGAGAGCUUUCCCAACGCAGCUAGCCAACAGAACAGGAGGGUUGUACAGCUGUGACAUUUUGUUUCCCAAUGUGCCAUGCACACGGAUAAAAUUUGAUGAAAGAGACGAUCCAACAAAAGAAAGCAAGGAGGACCAAUGGAUGGGUGUAACAGUCCGAAGUCAAGGGCCAGGCGGGAAAGUGGUGACCUGUGCCCAUCGCUACGAGAAACGACAGUACGUAAACACGAUUCAGGAAACUCGAGAUAUCAUCGGAAGGUGUUAUGUCCUAAGCCAGGAUCUCACUAUCAAGGAUGACGGCAUGGAUGGCGGGGACUGGAGUUUCUGUGAUGGCCGGCUGAGAGGCCACGAGAAGUUUGGUUCAUGCCAGCAAGGAGUGGCUGCUACUUUUACCAGAGACCAUCAUUAUGUUGUAUUUGGGGCACCGGGCACCUACAACUGGAAAGGAGUGGUUCGGGCAGAGCAAAAAAAUCAGACAUUUUAUGACAUGGGUAUCUUUGACGAUGGGCCUUAUGAAGUUGGUGAUGAGAACAGCCGUGAUGAGAACCUAGUUCCUGUUCCUGCUAACAGUUACUUAGGCUUUUCCUUGGACUCUGGAAGAGGUAUAGUUUCUAAAGAAGAUAUGACUUUUGUUUCUGGAGCCCCAAGAGCAAACCACAGUGGAGCUGUUGUCCUGUUGAAAAAAGACCGUGCCACUCCGAGUGCUCUGUCCCUUGAGUACAUGUUCGAAGGCGAGGGGCUGGCUUCUUCAUUUGGCUAUGAUGUGGCAGUUGUAGAUCUCAACAAUGAUGAUUGGCAAGAUAUAGUUGUUGGAGCCCCACAAUAUUUUGACAGGGAUGGAGAAAUUGGUGGUGCUGUGUACGUUUAUAUUAAUCAACAAGGCAAGUGGGAAGGAGUAAAGCCAAUUCGGCUUAAUGGAACCACAGACUCCAUGUUUGGAAUUGCAGUGGAAAGUAUUGGUGACGUUAACCAAGAUGGCUAUCAGGAUAUAGCUGUGGGAGCUCCGUAUGAUGGUUUUGGCAAGGUGUUUAUAUAUCAUGGCUCCAGCAGUGGAAUAAAUACAAAACCAACACAGAUUUUAGAUGGCAAAGCCAACGAUGUCUCAUUCUUUGGUUAUUCUAUUACCGGAAACAUGGAUCUUGACAGAAACUCCUAUCCUGAUAUAGCUGUUGGGUCACUUUCGGAUACUGUGUCUGUUUACAGAUCAAGGCCGGUAGUGAGCAUUAAUAAAACCAUCAAGAUAUCUCCAGACAGAAUUGACCUAAACAGAAAAAACUGUCUUGAGCCCAGUGGAAUUUGCAUAAAUGUUGAAGCAUGUUUUGAAUAUACAGCUAGUCCGAGUGAUUUAAACCCCCAAAUAAUUCUGGACUAUACACUGGAAGCAGAAAACGAAAGGAGACGACUGGGUUUGCCAUCUAGAGUGCAGUUUGAGAAACGCCACUCGGAUCAGUUCAGUGGAAGUGUGACUCUGGCAGGACAGAAGAGGCAAAAGUGUGUGACCAACAUGCUUGUACUGCAGGAAAAAAUUAAGGAUAAACUACGUCCUAUUCCUGUAACGGUUGGCGUCAGAAUUCAAGGGUCUGACUCCACAACGCAACCCAGCAGGAGGCAAGGAAGGUCACUUCCAGAUCUUGUUCCCAUAUUAAACUCAAAGGAACCAAAAACAAUUAAUUCAGAAGUGCAGUUCGUAAAAGAAGGUUGUGGAUCAGACAAUAUAUGCCACAGCAAUCUGAAGCUCCACUACAGAUUCUGCACCAGAGAAGGAAGUGAAGAGAGAUUUGCUUAUUUGCCGAUUGAGAACGGUAUUCCAGUGCUUGUCCUGAAAGACCAGAAGGAUAUUGCCCUCGAAAUCACAGUGACAAACAUCCCAUCGGAUGCAAGAAAUCCCCAGAAGGAUGGUGAUGAUGCGCAUGAAGCUAAAUUAAUUGCUACCUUUCCGGACAGCUUGACUUACUCUGCCUUCAGGGAGUCGAAAAGCUUUCCAGACAAACAGCUGACCUGCGGAGCCAAUCAAAAUGGCUCUCAAGUAGAAUGUGAACUUGGAAACCCUUUCAAAAGAAAUUCUACAGUUACAUUUUAUGUAAUUAUAAGUACAACUAAAGUCAACGUUGAUACACAGGAUUUGGACAUUAAUCUGAAACUGGAAACAACAAGCAAUCAACUUAAUUUGGAUCCAAUUAUUGCUAGAGCUAAAGUAGUUAUUGAAUUGCUUUUGUCACUGACAGGGGUUGCAAAGCCUUCCCAGGUGUAUUUUGGAGGCAAUGUCGUUGGUGAAAGUGCUAUGAAACAUGAAGAUGACAUGGGUAGCUUGAUAGAAUAUGACUUCCGUAUAACUAACUUGGGCAAGCCGCUUAAAACAUUUGGUACUGCUUCCUUGGAUAUCCUGUGGCCCAAAGAAAUUAAGGGAGGCAAGUGGCUGCUGUAUUUGGUGUCAAUAAAGUCAAAAGAAUUAGGAGAACUUCAAUGUGAACCACAAAAUGAAAUAAACCCUAUAAGAAUUAAGACAUCUAGAAGUUCAAGGAAGAAACGUGAAGUUGCAGAGAAGCAGACUGAUGGUAGCAAAAGCUUUUCUUUGUUUUCAGAAAGAAAAUACAAGAUUUUGGAAUGUAAUGGCGAGGCAAAUUGUGUUGUCAUAAGCUGUCCCUUGCAGGAUCUGGACAGUAAGGCAUCUGUAGUGUUGCGUUCAAGACUCUGGAACAGCACUUUCUUAGAGGAAUAUUCUAAACUCAACUAUGUAGAUAUUCUCCUUAAAGCGAAAAUAAACAUUGCAGCUCCUGCAGAUAAUAUUAAGCUAGUAAAUGAAGCUACUCAGGUGCGGGUCACUGUAUUUCCUGAAAAGACAGUAGCAUUGUAUAAAGGGGUGCCUUGGUGGAUCAUCUUAGUAGCCAUUCUUGCAGGAUUGUUAAUGCUUGCUUUUUUGGUAUUCUUACUAUGGAAGUGUGGUUUCUUCAAGAGAGAUAAGAAAGAUCAUUAUGAUGCCACAUAUCACAAGGCUGAGAUCCAUACUCAGCCAUCUGAUAAAGAGAGGCUUACUUCUGAUGCAUAGUAUUGAUCUACUUCUGUAAUUGUGUGGGUUCUUCCAGCGUUCUAGGUACGAUGACAGUGUUCCCCGAUACCAUGCUGUAAGAAUUCGGAAAGAGGAGAGGCAGAUCAAAGAUGGGAAAACUAAAGAGAAUCAUUCAAAAAAGCAGUGGAUCACAAAAUGGAAUGAAAAUGAAAGUUACUCCUGAGGAUUCCCCCUGUAAUGAAGGCUUAAUUGUUUUAAAAUGCCUUUGAUUUACACGAUGGAUGGAUAAAGAACUACAUACAGCAAAAGCUGCCUUUUGUAGAUACUGUCAGUUUAUGUCAAAGCCUUUUGUUUUACAGAACUAAAUUUAAAGACUAAAGAUAACCAGUAUGCAUUAUUUAAAAUUUCCAGUUUUAAAAAAGACUGUAUUCUUCUUCAGUCUUUGAGUUAAAAAGCAAGCCUGCCCAAGCUUUUAUAUUAUUUUUUGCAGUGAGCAUACAUUAUGCCCAUAGAACCAGGAGCCAUUUUAAUCAGGAGCAGAAGGGUGCAACUUCCCUAAACAAAGAAAAGAGAAUUAAAGACUAUUUCAUUACUGUGUAUGUUUUGUUUCUCCAAACUAAUUUUCAGUUCAAAUUCAAACCAUCUGUCAGGAAGGUUAGCCUGCAAAUAGUCAUAUUAUGAUUUGGACUGCUUUACCACUCUUUGGCAUGUAGUCCAUCCCUCUUGAUGGGUCCAUCCCCUCCCCAUCUUUGCAGCUGGAAUGCUGGUUGCCCUAUUGGCUGCCUGCCAAGCUUCUCCUCUCCCUUCCUGCAAAGACAAGCAGCUGAGAGCCCAUUCUCAGCUCAUCAGAUUUGUUUGGCAAGGACUUGUUGCCUAGCUGUACCUUAAAGAGAGAUUUAGUGGUUCAUUCAGUCUCUUUUUCUCCCCUGCCUGAGUUUGAACUGCAUAAAGGUCUUGCCUCAGCUUUUUGGACUUUGCUCUUUUGUCCAGAGCAGCAUACUUUUAGCAGCCAGACCCCACCUGAAUGGAAGAUACUGAUACAGUUUCCUAACUAGGGGGUGUUCUGCAAUGCAGUUCAUUAAUACUUGUUAUUUAAAUGGGUGUGUUCAGGAGGGAGAUGUCCACAUGCUUUGAGUUCCACUUUUUUAUUGGGGAUAGUAGUAUGCCAGGCUACUUAGAAGUUCUAGGGGGGGGGGGAUGAGACUCUUCAUGUAAAAUAUAUGCUAUAAUUUCUUCCCUUGCCCUAGAUGUGGACAAGCCUGCCUUGUUUUUUUCACUGGCGACAGGCAAGGCACUGAUUGUGGAGCUUGUUUUUCUUGUUGUCUGAGGGGCAGUGACAUUCUAAAAUGUGGCUUCUCAAAGCUAUUAAGAUGUCAUACUAAGUUGCCAGACUUGGGAAAUGUUCUCUCCAAUCCCAGACAUGUAAGUUGAUUACUCAGUUGCAAGAGGUGCUCUGCACAUGUUCAGAAGUUAUGAUGUCUUUUUUCUUGAACCUGACUCAUGGUAUUGCAAAUAGGAUCUAAUACCAAGCUCCAGAGUCCUCCCGCCCCCAGCCAAUGAAGCCUGAAAUGUCCCCUGAAAUGCUGCUCCUGUGAGAUGAGGGACCCCAGGAAUAGCUGAGCGGGGCAGCUGGAGAUGUGCCACAGGAAGAGGGAAUCGGCAACAUCACCCCCCUGUGCAUGUAGAAAUUUUGAUCUUGCUCAUUAAUCUCUGUCCACAUAACUCAUUCUUUCAAUUUUAGGGAAAGAAGUGGUUUAGAUUUUGAGGGUGUGAAUAAAAAAUCUCUCAGCCACAUGCAACUAAGAUUGUUUGCUGACAUUUUACAUUCUUUAAUUGUUGCUUUGUCUGUUGUUAAUGGAUAUGUAUGUACUCACUUAGAAGUGCAAGGAUUUAUGAACUUAUGCCAUAAGGUAUGGCUUAGUUUUAAAAAGGUGCUGGGACUCAACUUUGGACGUCAUACUCAUGCCCUCACCUUGAAGCCAUUUUCCCAAUCCAUGGGUGUGUCCAAAACAGCUGGUGUUUCUUGGUGGAGUAACUAAGGGCCACUGAGGGUACAUAGGGGGGUUGGCUCCCCCCAUCCCGCCAGAAACUUGGAAUUUCUACACCUGUUGAUUUCUUGUUCCAGGACUCUUGUGUAGCCAUGGUAGUUAGGGAAAGUGUGAUAUUAAAUGUGCAAUAGGUCAUGUUUUGAUGUUCUUUGUAAAAUCAAUUUGUGUGAAUCCGUUGCUCACGCCAAAUACACACAGGUUUUUUAAAGCUUGAAUAUUGGUUGUACUUUUUGUAUAUACUGCAAGUCAUUCUUAUAUAUUUAUUUUUUACCAUGAAUCUUUGUCUUUGACUCAUUGUUAAGCCAAAGAUUUUUAACUGAAUCCUAAAACUAGUGAACAAUAGCAUAUAAUAGUGUAGUGAUUAAAACUGAACACUUUUCACCAAAUGUGCCAACAUUUUGAAUUUCAGUGACAAACAUUCUCGCAAAGCUCUUUACAUAGUUCUGAUCAUGUAGUAUGGAAUUACCGCAUCUUCUAAAUAAUUUGUGCACUAAUGCAUACUUACAGAUGUUUUAUCUAUAGAAGUUUUAUAUGACUAACUUAAUGGAAAAUAUGGCAGGUGCUUCUUGGGGGGUGAGGUGGGGGAAGAUUUUUUAGUUCUGAAUCUGGAGCAAGAUUAACUACUGCAAAUGUUACAGCACUUGAAACAAAACACAAGCUCCGAACUAUGGCUCUAUAAUGGUCCAAUGUAAGACUACUGAAUGUUUUAAAUUGUUAAGAAAGAAUUAGUUCUGUACACUUGUGUGUUUGAUAGUACUUGUGAUUGUAACAGAGGUAUUUGCAAUUUUUAAAAGCUACAUCUUAAAUUACUGGUACUGGUUAAAUAAAAAUAAAUAAUGCUGACGUUUACUGUAUUUGAAGCAAAAAAAAAUCUUCAGUGCGUGAUAUUGUCUGAGAAAGGAUAAAAGCUAUGCAAAAUAUUGGCCAUUUUCACACAUCUUUAACAUUGUGCAAAACUCAUGGAACAAGGGCGUCUUCAUGGCAUAAUUUCUGCAGCAUUGCGGCAUGAAAACGGAAUCAUGAUGAGGUGACGUCAGAAAUCACACCACGAAGAUGCCCUCAUUUUGUGAGUUUUGCAAAAUGUUAAAGAUGUGUGAAAACGGCCAUUAAGUAACGCCAAACGCUGUAUGUUUUAAACUCUGUAUAGUCACAUUACAAAUUCCCUAAAACAAUAGUUUCGGAGUAACUAUUGUUCUAGGUUAAAGCAGAAUUUGGUCUCUGCCAAUUUUUAACUUUUUAGAGGUGUUUGAGUGAUUUUUUUGACCACACAAUUUAUAAGUUUUUUAAAAAAUCAAAAAAGCCUUUUUAUUAUGAAGUGUAUAAAUUUCUCAUAUCAAGUUUCAAUAACAAUUCUGGUGCCUGAUAGUACAAGCCUAAGCAAAACUGCAUCCUUCUAAGUCUGUUAAAGUAAACCAACUUAAAAGGGUGUAACUCUUAGGACUGCUCUCUACGACUGUUAUCCAUCAAGCACUGCUACCAACUCACCUAUCAUUUCUGAGGCCUGCACAGAAAAGUAGCACGUUUGGUGGACGACGUCUUUUUCCAUUCCACCUGUUUGUGCAUGUGGUUGGACUACUUACACUAAAAAGACAGAAUUUUGAAACACUACUGUUUUCAUGACAACGUAAGUGGCUUGUAAAGAAGAGCAAAUACCUAGGCAGUGUUAAAUAUAAUUUCAAGUCACAUCACUGGUAUAUAUCUAUUCCAUCUUAUACACUGACUGUUACUAACACCUAAUGUUAAGUCAAGGCUAGAAAUUACCUGUGGAUAUUUGUAUAAAAGUGUGAAAUAAAUUUUGUAUGAAGAACG
Messenger RNA from Eublepharis macularius, 7213 nucleotides. It is a transcript of the gene ITGA6, whose product is annotated as integrin subunit alpha 6. NCBI's taxonomy places the organism in Eukaryota, Metazoa, Chordata, Lepidosauria, Squamata, Eublepharidae. The transcript has 26 exons. The record is from RefSeq and is a predicted model, not a curated record. Bases 159 to 3395 code for a protein of 1078 amino acids. Gene Ontology annotation, cellular component: external side of plasma membrane; integrin complex. Gene Ontology annotation, molecular function: integrin binding. Gene Ontology annotation, biological process: cell-cell adhesion; integrin-mediated signaling pathway; cell-matrix adhesion.